Verruconis gallopava is the source of this 2854-nucleotide messenger RNA. RefSeq lists its product as uncharacterized. NCBI's taxonomy places the organism in Eukaryota, Fungi, Ascomycota, Dothideomycetes, Venturiales, Sympoventuriaceae. The coding region runs from base 1 to 2580 and encodes 859 amino acids. The transcript is spliced from 2 exons. The record is from RefSeq and is a predicted model, not a curated record.
AUGCCUUUAGAGGAGGCCGAGAAUGCUGAUGUGGCCCAAAAACCCCUGCCGUUGGCACAGCCGUAUUUGAACAAUCCCCAGAAAGCCGUCAAUACAGAGGGCCUGGAUGGACCUGUGCAAGGUCAGAAACAUAAUGGCCUAAGCGAAUUUGCAACCUUGGAAAUUUCUCAAGCGAACAAGCUCGUGGGGGGCGCUUGUAAGAAGCAAAGUUUUACAAGUGUCGCAGAUACAUGUACAACAGAGGACACAGACAAAGGAAAUAACAGAAACAUUGAUCAUUCCACCUAUCAUGAGAAUGCCCUGAAGAGAGCAUCGCCUGAUGUUCUCGGGGAUCUAUCUCGAACUCGCUUCGACUCCACCUCCAAUGCAACUGAAAGGAGCCAGCCAGAUAUGAAGAAGGUUCCUACAACAGAGCUUUUUCCCGGGCAUACUGGAGAUGGCUAUUUUCAUAUUUCGAAGGAAGUCCCGGAAGAUGAUAGUCCAGCUUUAGCAUCGCGCGGUCGAGACACACAGGAGCCAGUGAAGCUAAACAACAAAUGCGAUCAUGAGCCAGCAAAUAGGUCCCGUUCAGAGGUCCAACAAUUUCGGCAUUCUAUCACUAACAGGGACCAAUUCCAGCUUGAUCCCUAUGCAUACAUCGAUGCAUCGGAGCUGGAGCAGCCACAUCAAGGCUCAUCUUUAAAAGCCGAAGAUUCUGGGACUGCACAGAAAGCAUGGGAAGAGCUGUGUCAACUUCGCGAUUACUUAAAAAGAAUUGAUGCUAGUGACUCAGAGCUGUCCAGAUGCCAAAGUGCGGAAAAAGCUGCAAAACGGGUUGCAGCAUUGUAUCGAAACAAAGUUCAACUACUACGCGAGGAGACUGCGCACAGAAAACUUUCAGAACAGUCCGUACAAGAAGUUAGCCAUCUUAAAUCUGAAAAUGAGCAACUGACUAGAAGAAUUAACGAUCUCUCGGAGCGUUACAGAUAUUUUCAGCAAAAUUGUCGUUACAGGGACGAAGCCUAUGAGGUAGUAAAGCAGAACAAUGAAGACCUGAAAGUUCGUAUCGAGGAAGCAAAAGCUCAACAGAAGAAGGAAAUGGAGAGCAAUAAUCGAUGGUGGCAGCAGAAAUUGGGAGAGGAGAAGGCGCCAUUACAAGAAGAAAUCGGUCGUCUCUCAAUUACCAUUAACGAGCUUCAAGCCAACAAUUCAAAGCUGCGACAGACUGUUAGUCACAAUGAGCAUGAAAUUAGCCAUCUCGAGAGAGAGAACAGCAGGCUCGAUGAUUCAUUAAAGAGCACAAUUUCACGAUUAGAGGCUGACGUUCGUCGCGUGAAACAAGAUAAGGAAAGGAUAAUUAGCGAGAAACGCGAGGAAAUAGCGGCUCUUGAGAUAAGCCAUGCGGCGGAUACGAAACAUCUGAUAGACGCAGUCGAAAAGCACGGGGCAGAAAUAGGAGCACUUCAGGCCGAAAAUGACAAGAAAGCAUCUGAAAUGCGUAUGUUGCAUGAAGUUGAACUUUCCAACUUACGCAUAAAGUAUGAACAAGCUCUGAAGGAGAAGGAAAAUGAGGUGCGAAAAGAGGAACAACUUACUCUGCUGCUAUCCCAAGAAAAGCUCCAGGCAAAGGAAGAUGAGAUCAAAAGCCUGAAGGAUAGGCACGCCAAAGAGCUCACAUCUCGAGCGAGAAGAUACGAAGAACAGAUCAACAAUCGAAACAAAAUGAUUGAGGAGCUGGAAGCGGAACAGCAUGCAACAGAGAGACGGGUCAGGCAACAGUUUGCGCAGGAGCUGAAGGAGUAUAAGAAGCGCAACGAGAACCUCGUAGGCGAGCUGGUCGAGCGGGGUUCUUUUAAAGGCAUCUCGGACCGGGUCAUCGAGUCUCGAUUCAAGAAAAUGGCCAAGGCGGUGGACCAGUUCUCGCGAACAUGCACGAACUGGGACAAGAACCGAGAGGCAGACUGGCUAUGUCCGGAGAGCUUGAUCCAAGCGAACGAGAAUCCACGGCAGAUCAAGCAGUAUUUUGUGCACAACCUGAUUUGGAUGGUGUUCUACGACGGUUUGUUUGUACAUCCGUUCAAGUCGUUUGGCAUUGAUGGCGAGAAGUUCUUCGGCGAGUGGGUUGACACUUUUGGGCAAGACACGAACUCAAAGAUCGCGCCGCACUGGCCAGAAGCGAGCAAGAAGUCGGAGGAGUGGAGAUACAGCAAGAUGGAAAUGUGCAUGGAGGCAGUCCAUAAGACGGCUGGAGAUCCGAUUCUGAAGCGGGCGUUCAUCCAGAGCAUACAGCGGAUCGAGGACGAGAUAUUGCAAGAGCUAAACCGUGUCGUCGAGCCAUCGAAGAGCCAGCAGAUGAGCGUCAAGGACAUUGCGCAUCAGGCGGCCAGACUCUGGCUUGACAUAGGGGUUCAGCGGUGUAGAAUCUUGAUCACGGUGCCGCUGGAAAGUCGGGCAGCAUCGCGGAUGCAUGAUGUAGGGCGACCACGAGAACUGGUGGUGCAUCCAGGGGUGCAACGAUUCGGCAACGGACAGGGCGAGCAUCUGGACACACAUGACGCUGUUCUGUGCAAGAUGGACGUCCAAACGGUGGCAACGUGGUAAAGGGCUGUGAGGGAGAGAGGACGCCUUCGGUGACUUGGUUUCCAGAUCAUAUUUCUCAUGUUGAUUGAUCUCGUAGACGCUGGGGGUACAUGCUGCGUGGAAAAGCCAGAUGCAUUGGAAUGUACUGCUGACAGAGGGAGUACAAUGUCCAGUGGGCAGUGGUCAGCUGGAACGUAGGUGGCGUAUAACAGGCGGCGGACAAAGGGCGGCGAUGCAUGGACAGUGGACUGUGACGCUUGCGCGAGCUGCUGAGGUGAAGAUUUGUCGUGUGCCG